Molecule: messenger RNA, 1237 nt
Organism: Amoebophrya sp. A25
Lineage: Eukaryota; Dinophyceae; Syndiniales; Amoebophryaceae
Source: the annotation of a GenBank genome assembly
CCUUUUUCUAGGAGACCACGGCGGCGCAACAUCUACUUCACAAGCACUCCUAGCAAAUAGCAAUAACAAACGUUCUACUGCUCCACAGCUCCCUACAUUAAGGCUACAUACAAGAAAUCCAUCUUGACUUCGCCAGCAUCUUGGUCCCGUUUUUAGAGGGAAAAUGGAUCUCUCUUAGUUCUAACUACAGUUGAUCUCUCUUAGUUCAGCUGCUGAAGAUGGGUCUCUCUUAGUUCUAACUACAGUGGACGAAGACAAACCUCUCCUACAGGAUACCGCUUCUGCUGUAAAAACUACUUCUGCUCCUAUACUAGAAACGGAAGAGGAAAGGCUACAGCGAGAGCUAGAGGAAGAACUUUCCGCAGCGUCUACAACUACCUCGUCAGCACCUUCAUGUGAAAUUAUAUCCAGUCAAAAUCGACGUGGAAGAGACCAAGCUGGUGGUGGAGGCGCUUCUUCAGUGCUGUCUAGAGUUAAGAACACCUUGAAGGCAUAAUUGAUGUUGUUGUCCAGCAAUACUAGCCAGUAGUUUUUAUCUACUAUGAUCGGGAUCGAUGAAGAUGUUGUUAAUCGAGAAGGUACAGGGUGACUGAAAGGCCUCAAUGCCGUUAUUUAGGACGGAAGCAGAUUCGUCAUGACAUGACAUGAUCGAGCAGACCGCUGUUGUUCGAACUUAUGCCACCUGUGCAUGAAGGUUAAUAGAAGAUUUCAAUUUCAUGAUGAACUACAACAUCUACAAGUACCACUGGCACUGCAUCGCGAAUUCUAAUCCUAGAACUACCACGAGCAAUAUCAACAAACGAACAGCAUCGAGUUCAAGAGCACGACCAGCAUCCUCCACGACGAACAACUCUUAAGGCUAGCACAAAUCCAUCUUCCCCAGCACCUUGCUCCCGUUUAUUUGAAGGGAAAACGGGCUGCACCAAGAUGCUCACCUACAUGGAUUUCUGCAAGGUCUAAAACUCCAGAGCCGCAUCAUCGCGUAAAAAUGCUGCUUGUACCUUUGAGGUACCCAUUGAUACACAGAGUCGUUCGAUUUCUGACGAAUACUGGGCUGAACCCGUUCCAUCAGACUGGCAAACUAAAUUGUCAGACGCUGAACUCAUUACGGCUUGGUCAUGCUCUUGAGCUCCAUAAAGACUCAACCACAGCUCCAUACUAUUUAACAAGAUGAUCAUUAAUAUUUUCAUCGUCAUCUUCUAAACUCCGAAGAUUUCUGCAAGAGGUGGUCCGCAAC